AGUUGUGCGGAUCCAACAUGGCGACCGACCAAUUAGGAAGAGGGAACAAGUUCGCGUCUCUCUAUAUUUUAGGGCUCUAGUUGAGACCGAAUAGAAGUAAAAAGAAAUGAGGAGAGUGUCGAAUGUCGCGGUAAUGAGAAGCGUACCGAAUGUCGCGGUAUCAAGUUCCUCUUAUCGCAAACUCAUGAGUUUUCGAGCUUCUCUCCAAUCGAGUUGAUAAUAUCCGACCGGAAGUACCCAAGUCUCGCAAGUUAGCGCUAAAUACUGAUCAGACAAUUUCUCUUAUGACAACGAAAAUGGCUUUUAAUCCCAUGAAAUGGAAAGCAAGGACCGUCAUGUACGGUAUUCUUGGCGUUUUAUCUUUUUACGCGUUGUUCAUUCACAAAGUAACAUAUCAAGUGAUAUUCGAGGCCACGAUAAAUAAUUCGAAUCCCAAGCACGUUUGGGAAUUUGUGGCUGAUUUCAGCAACAUGAAGAAAUUGAAUCCAACAAUAGAAGACUUUAAUAUAAUUGCGGAAAGCGGGAAUUACGAUCAUUGGAAAUACACUGUGCAAUACACCGAACAUUUAAGUCAUUUGCCGAUGAUCCGUAACGUAGCACACGGACAUUACGCUGUAAGACCAGAUAAUAAUGGCUACGUCAUCAGUUCCAAGCAUCGAACGUGUUUCUUCUUCGACUUCAAUUGUUUGGAAUCUGUUUCGCAAUUCAGAUUCGAUGAGGACGGCACUGUCGAUACAAAAUGUAUCGAGACUGUGCAGUAUGAAUGUCCAAUUGCGUUCUCACCUUUGUGCCAUAGGGAAGUCAUGUAUCAACGGAGAGAGAUCAUGAAGAGGCUCAAGUUGAAAUUUACUGAAAGCCAUAACAAGGAGGAUUGAAAUCAUCAUAGAUGUACUUAAUUAUAUUGUCAACUACAUAUUCUUACAGAUUUUUUUCUAAUAAAGCAAUUAUAUAUUUGUAUCAUGCAAUGUUAAA
Molecule: messenger RNA, 972 nt
Organism: Ooceraea biroi (clonal raider ant)
Lineage: Eukaryota; Metazoa; Arthropoda; Insecta; Hymenoptera; Formicidae
Source: RefSeq, a predicted model, not a curated record